Molecule: messenger RNA, 2076 nt
Organism: Annulohypoxylon maeteangense
Lineage: Eukaryota; Fungi; Ascomycota; Sordariomycetes; Xylariales; Hypoxylaceae
Exons: 1
Coding region: 509-1744 (411 amino acids)
Source: RefSeq, a predicted model, not a curated record
UCUGUUGACUAAAAGGUGUUUAGGACAGUGAACGGCAUGUCUUGAUUCGUCGUGAGAAACGGGGUAUCGACCCUUUUCAGACGUAUGGCUUCAUGUAAGUAAGCUUUAGUCUACCAGACAAGUAAGCGAACAGGAAUAAGUAUAAAUUGGUACUAGGCUGCCCUCAACAGUAUAGCAUGAAGAUCCACCGUUGCGAAAUUCGCGAUUAGACUGGUUAUGCCAUCGUCGCCGAAUGACUCUUACUAGAACCUUGGUACGAUGCGGGAAACUAACAAGACACCGGGUCGGUUUGUGCUAUGAAAACCGAAAGCGAAUCUGUGGGGAAGAUGACGGCAAACCGGACGAACUCGUUCGCCCGACCAGCUGAAUAUAAACAAACGACGGAAUAGUCGUAAUACGGACUCCUUUCACCAAGCCAACAGACAACCACCAUUCCAAACUCAGUCAGCUCUAAACCAGGUCUAGAACUAGAACCAGAACUAGAACCAGCACUAGAUCCGUUUCCAAGAUGUCAGAAAUACCAGUCAUCCAAAUCCUCGACAAGAAGAACUACUUCAAACAAGCCCUAGUGCCUUACCCGAACAGCACUUCCCUCCCCCCCCUGACCGCCUCAUCCUUGCGAGUACGGACCGAGGUCCUCAGUGUGACAUCCAACAACUUCACCUACUGCAAGAUAGGCGAUGUCUUCAACUGGUGGGCCGUGCACCCCCUGCCGCCCAAUACUCCGGCGCCGUACGACGACGGCGCCACGUACGGACGCAUCAGCGCCUGGGGGUACGCCAAGGUCAUCGAGUCCACCUUCGCGGGCGUGUCCGCGGGGAGUUACGUGUGGGGGUAUCUCCCAAUCGGGACACUUCCGCUGGACUUCCAAGUGCGCCGAGGCGCCGUCGCGGACCAGGUCAUCGUCACCGAGCCGUACCGCCAGAAGCUGCUGCCCAUCUACAACCGGUACACGGUGUUCCCCGCGAGCGUCGGCGCGCAGAUCGCCGCGAAGACCGACGGGGUGGCCUACGAUUCCUUUCUGAAGCUCAUGCACCUAACCGCGUAUCUCAUGUCGCAGUUCAUGUACUCACCCGACCCGACCCGUUCUUUGAAUUUAACCCCCGCACAAGCGGAUCUCACAGACGCUACUGUCGUCGCGUUCGCGCCCGGGUCCAAAGUCGGGCUCGCAUUCGCGUAUCUCCUGCAGAACCAGCGCACGGCGGCAAAACCGCGGCACGUCAUCGGCGCGGCGAGCGAGGCCUCGAUUCCCUUCUUGCGGGGGACCGGGCUGUACGACAGCGUGGCAUCUACGCUCUCCGACCCGCUAACCACACUCGCCAGUCUAGAUUCCAGCGAAGACACGGAUAGGAAAGUCGUGAUAUACGAUUUCGGCGGACGCGCCGGCGUAGCGUGGAAAUGGGCCGCGGCGAUCGGGGCGAGGUAUCCGAAGACGCGGUACGUGGUGAUCGGGAUGGAGGUGGCGGAUCCGGAAGCGCAGGCGAGUGGGGAGAGGCCGGAGAAGCCGGAUGGGUUGGAGAUCGACCAGGUGAUGGCGGAUACGCUGCUGACGGCGGCGAUGGGACAGGUUGGCGAGAAGGAGUUCUUCGAGGGGUUUGAGGAGUCGUGGCAGGGGUUGAGGGGAGAGGGGAUCAAGGGGUUUAAGGUGAAUUGGGGAGAGGGCAUGGAGAGCGUGAAGGAGGGUUGGGAUAGGUUUGCGAGGAACGAGGUGACGGCUGCCGAGGGGCUUGUGUUUAAGAUCUGAGGGACCCGUCGUGUUGGGAGUACAAGUUUAUCGUGAUGGAUGCCACUCGUUUCUUAGGUACUACCUAGUACAAUCUAAGCGGGAGGAUGAGACUGACAAAACUUAGGAGACCAACAUAUAGGCACACAAUCAAGUAAAAAGGAGCACGUUCUCCAUACCCAAAAGCUCAUAAUAUACUUGAGCGUGAAGGAAUCAAUUUUGAGAUAUACCAUAAGUCAUCAGUAAGGUACCCAAUAUCCCUCAUCCCCUAUAAAAUAUAAUGCCCGAAACCCGACACCAUGCCACCCAGACCCAUCCUAACUCCUUUCCAUGCAGUCAAGUAUCCACGCUCU